AACGUCGGCCGCGGGAGGAUUCGAAAAGUGGCGGUGAGGGAGGGGCCGGGCGGGGGCUGGAGCUGUCCCCGGGUGUCCCGGGCUGUCCGCCGGUGUCUCCUCCGAGCGGCUCCCCCGAGUGGCUCCUCCGGCGGUGCUGCCGUGCGCCGCGGGCUCUUCUACGCGCCUGUCCGCCGGCUUCGUUCCGCUCCGCUGAGGCGGCGCCGCCGCCGUGUUGGAAGCGCAUCUCGCGGAUCCAUGAGGGCUCGGCCGCUCUGAGGGAGCCCGAGUAGGGAAGAUCAAUUCCAGGAUGAAACGCGAAGCAUUUUUGCAAGUUGUGUCUAAAGAGUCAAUUGAGGACUUCCUGCGUUACACUCAGAAUCCUAAAAAUCCAUUUGAUCAUUUUGACUUGGAUGAGCUACUUCAAGAAUUGCCAAGAAAGCAAAAAGAAGUGCUAUGGCAGAGACUGACACAGCUGUUGACAGAGAGCUUGAUGGAGAACCCUGUGGAAAUGUGGCACAGGUCUGGAGAUGAAAAAAGUGAUGACAACAUGGAAGUUGAUGUAGUUCCAGCAAUGAAACAAACUGUAGCAGUGAUCCAAGGAGUGGCAUCUGUUGUUACUGCUUCCAUACCUGCAGUGGAAGAAAAUGUAAACUACAAAGCUCUUGUAGAAUGCGUUUUUAUACUAAACGGUAUUCUUCCUGCAUUACCUGCAUCUGAAAAUGUUCUACAGGAUGCUAUCCAACGUGUGUGUCAGAUGUGGUGGGAGAAGGGUCUGGAAGGGAAGGAGCAGCUGGGAAAGACUCUGUUUGUCAUUCUGCUGAGAAAAAGCCUGAAUAAAGCUGCUACGGGUGCAAAUCUAGUUCGUGUAUGGAAUCUACAUCAGACAUUACUUUGUUUUGAUUAUGAUUCUGAUGAGAGUAAUGAAGUCAAGGACUUGUUGCUUCAGUGUUUUAUGAGUGUAAAACACAUUAAUAAAGAAGAGGGAAGAAGACUCUUGAGUUUUUUGUUCAGUUGGAAUAUUAACUUCAUUAAAAUGAUACAUGGAACUGUUAAAAACCAAUUACAGUUCUUUCCAAGAUCCUUGAUGGAAUACAUUUCAGAAGUUUACUUCAGGGCCUGGAAGAAGGUGUCAGGAGAAUUCACAGAGGUACUUGAAUAUAACUGCAUUCAGGAUUUCAUGCAUCAUGGAAUUCAUCUUCCCAGAAGUUCUCCUGUUCAUUCUAAAGUUAGAGAGAUGCUGAGUUAUUUUCAUAAACAAAGUAAAGUUCGUCAAGGAGUUGAAGAAAUGCUUUAUAGACUGUAUCAGCCCAUCCUCUGGAGAGCACUGAAGGCCAGAAACUCAGAAGUUCGAGCAAAUGCAGCAUUUUUGUUCGUUGAUGUUUUUCCUCUUCGUGAUCCCAGUUUUACUUCUGAAGAGAUGGACAGUGAAAUUCAGAAACAAUUUGAAGAACUUUUUAGUCUUUUAGAAGAUCCUCAUCCAGUUGUCCGCUCUACGGGGAUACUUGGAGUUACUCAGAUCACAUCCAAGUACUGGGAAAUGAUUCCUCCAACAAUUCUUGCUGAUCUUUUAAAAAAGAUAACUGGAGAGCUGGCAUGUGAUAUAACAUCUGCUGAUGUUCGAUGCUCUGUUUUUAAAUGCCUACCAAUAAUUUUGGACAACAAACUAAGUCACCCACUCCUGGAACAGCUCCUGCCUGCAACCAAACACAGUCUUCAUGAUAAUUCUGAGAAAGUGCGAGUGGCUUUUGUGGAAAUGCUGCUCAAAGUGAAGGCCACCAAGGCUGCUAAGUUCUGGAAUAUCUGUCCCAUGGAGCAUCUCCUGUCUCGCCUUGAAGCUGAUUCUCGGCCGGUGUCCCGGCGCAUCGUGAACCUCCUGCUGAACUCCUUCUUCCCCACCACCCAGCCCGAGGAUGUGUGGUGUGAGCGCUGUGUCACCCUGAUCCAGAUGAAUCCAGCAGCAGCCAGGAAGUUCUAUCAAUAUGCUUACGAAUUCACUGCCCCCACCAAUAUAGCUAAAUUGAUGCUCACUAUUCGGCGCUGCUUGAAUGCCUGCAUCCAGAGAGCAAUGAAAGAGAGUCUUCAUGAUAGUGGGGAUGAUGAGGAGGAUGAAGAUGGAAGUCAAAGGGAGAACAGCAGUGUGUUGGAUAAUGUGUUGUCAGUAAAUGAUGUAGCCAGCAUGGCAAGUUUGUUGGAGAUCACUGUAAUACUCUGGAGAAGUAUCCACAAAGCACUCGAUCACAAUGAAGAUGCCAAAGAUUAUGCUAUCAGGAAGUUUGCUUCUGUACUUCCUGAAUAUUUUAAAGUAUUUCAGGACGAGCGGUGCAUGACUCCAUUGAUCAUUCUGGCGUCCUUUAUGCCCCCUGCUGCUAUUCCUACAUUCAGCUGUGGUGUGGUUUCCAGACUCAGAAAUAUUGACAGUGGAGCUGACCAGAGCAAAUAUUCUAUCCUGAUCGACUGCCUGUGCCGCUGGGGCCAAGUGGGGCACAUCAUGGAAUUAGCCUGCGAUUGGCUGUGUGACUCACUCACCCCAACAAAGAAUACUAAACCAUCUAAGCGUCGAGUACGUAUCCACGUAACGCAGGAAUCAAAGCCAGACUUAGCAGUUGAUUACAUUGAGUAUUUAUUGACUCAUCCUGUCAAUCGUGGUUGCCUCCUUUCUGUUCCUAAAAACAAACUGAAGAAGCUUUUGAAGAUCCUGGGUGCUGCAAAGAGGAUUCUUGGCUCAGUUCUGGAAGGAACAGAUUCUGGUGGCUGGAAUCAAGCAACCAGCUUAAGAGCCUUCAGCCUCUUUUGCAGAUUGACUAUUCAUCUUCAGCACAAGUUUUCUGAAGAGGGAGAAGAUUACCUUUCACUUCUGAAGGAGACAGGUGCUUGGAUAGAAAGUCAAGUUCUACCUUUUAUACUAACAAGUGAUCAAGAGGAUGGUAUUUCAAAACACAGUGAUGUUUCUGAGCUAAUUAUCCAGGGCUACCUGACAGUGUGUAAAGAUGUCAUAAUGGUGGGCCUGGGUAAUCUCACAUUUCAAGCACACCUUUUAGAACUGGCUCUUCUGAUUGUGCAAACAGAGAGAGGUGGCUUUUGUGCUCCAGUGUUGCUAUGCACUCUAAAAGAAAUUAUUGAAGCUUCUUUAAAUCAGAAUACUGCAACAGAGGAAGUGACAAAUCUUUUCCAGGCUCUGCAAAACGUCUUUCAGAAAAUUUUAGAAUGUGUGGCACAUAGACUUAAGAAAGAACAGGAAGAAGGGAUUCAGUUGAUUCGCUCUAUUCAGAUUCCUCUUGGAGAAUUCAUCCAUGCACUGCAGUGCUGGCAUUCCUCAUUCCCAGCAGUUCACCAGGGUGUGCUCUCCACUCUCUUGGCGGCAAUAGUAGCAGAGAUAAAUUGUGUGCUACAGAAGGCUUCCAGUGAAAAAGAUUUGACUAUGCCAAAGACUAUUUCAGACCUUCCCCCUCUUUCAAGCAGUUUAAUGGCUGUAAUUAUGAAGUCAGUUAAUGUUGUCAGGUCAUUUUUAAAUGAAAUAAUGGAGUGCAUUCUUUCUGAAGAAAUUGAAGGGAUUUUUAGUCUAACAGCUACUGUCUGCAUUGUGGUUAUAAUUAAAGGUAAGCACAAAACUUCACUUCUAAAGGAUAUUGCACCUGCCAUGCAAAGGAAGCUGAUACUGUGCAAGGAUGCUGCCACAAGAGAAUCCAGCAGCACUGGAAGAUUCCUGUAUGAAUCAUCCCUGAAAAUUUUGGAUGAGCUUUUGAAUCCGUGACCACGCAGAAGCUUUUGUCGUGAAAAUUGAGGGAAGAUAUAUUGCUUUUUGAAAAACCUACCUUGUAAACUUGUGAAUUGUUUAAGAUUGCUUUCUGUUAUUCUGUACAUUUAAAGCAAGCAAAAUGUAUAAAAGUGUGUAUAGAAAUUUUGUAAUAGUAAAGAUUUUUCAACAGCUGCAAAGGGGUUAUUCUGUAUAAAAAUGUCUUGUUGGGGGGAGUGUAAAAUCAGUAUUUUUGUACCAUUGUUUUUGUGAAACAAAUAAUAAUAAUUGUAUCAUAAAUACUCUUGAGACUGAGGUAACAAGUGAUCUCAGUCCCUGGGAGGACUAGAGCAUAUUCCUUGGGCUUAUGGAAAUGAAUCUUAUUUUGACGUAUGUGUGGGUCAAAAUGGUGAUUGUGAAUAGCCAUCAUGGCUUUACCAGGGGCAAGCUGUGCCUAACCAGCCUGACUUCCCUCCCCCUUUGUAGAAGAGAGAGCUCAGCAUGUGCUGGGUCCUACCUUUGGCAAAGACUUUUACAGUCUUUCACAGUAUCCUUACAGCCAAGCUGGAGAGAGAUGGGAUGGAUGGGUAGACUUGGAAGGUGAAUGGGAAACUGGCUGGACCAUCAGAGUGGAAGAAUAAAGGGGUGAGAUUGGCAGCUGUGGCUGUGGCACUGCUGAGGACAGGCCCUGCUGCCAGGGCUGGUUGGUGACAGGGUGAGCAGCAGCCUCGGACUGAUGGCAGAUGACAGCAGCUGGGAGCCACAGCUGACACCGAGGGGCAUCUCUUGAUGUUCAGCAAGGACCUGGACCUGAUGGACAAAUCCUGCACCACGCACACGAGCACCUGCACGAGGGCGGCUUCUUGCUGCCUGCACCUGCCUGCAGGGGAGGAUAAAGGAAGCACUUUCCCCAGAGACGCCUGCAGGGGAGGAUAAAGGAAGCACUUUCCCCAGAGAUGAAUGGAGGAGAAGAUGGCUGCAGAAAUAACUUGAGCAAGAGAAUUUCUUGUUGGACAUGAAAAAAAUCAUGAGAGUGAAUUGGAACUGGAAGAGGUUACUCAGAAUGCCUGUGGAAUAUCCAUCCUUGGAGAUGUGCAGCACUUGGCUGACAAGGAGGGCUCCCACCUUCCAUGGUGUCAUAGCUUUGGAGUUAGCCCUGCUGAGCUGGGGAUUGGACCAGAUUCUCCCCUGAGCUUCCUAAUAACUUGAAUAUUCAGGUGAUUGAGUACCCAGUACACUGGGGAGAAGUGUCUUAACUAUUAAAUGUAGACUUGAGUAAUAUGUAAAUUAUUUUACAUUUAGCUAUUUUUAAAAAUAUAGCUAUUUUGAUAAGUUAGUACUAAUGAUGCAGAUAAUGUAGGCAUCUAAGCCACAUAUUUAUUUUUCUUCAUGCAGCCAGAUACUGUCCCAAGACUAAUAGAAUGCUGAUUGCAGAGUGUUAUUUUGCCUUAAUGGAGAUACCUGUAAAUGAGCUCAUGGGGUGGUUCAAGCCCAGCCAGCAGCCAGGCACCACCCAGCUGCUCCCUCACUGCCUCCACCCCUUUGGACAUGGGGGCAGGACUGAAAGGCUACAAGUCAAAAAGAAAUAGUAGAAUAAUUAAGAAAAAAAUAGUAUUUUCAAUUUGUGAGGAAAAGAGAUAGAGAGGAAAAUAAAACCACCUAGCCAGUGCUGUCAGUGCAAACAUCAGACCGUACUUGACAUACUUGACCUUGGGACAUAAAACUUUCCUACUGAAAAAAGCUGUUUUAGUUGGAAUGAUGAUAUUUAAAAGCAGUGCAGUUCUUAAUAAAAAACUGGCAAGCUUUGCAACAGGAAAGACCAUGUGUGCAUGGAUUCAUGAGUUCCAAAUUUACCUCAUCCACAACAGUGGCCUGACCAAAGAAACUAAUGCUUGCCCCAGCAGGUAGCUGCAGAUCUGCCAACUGUUUAUCUAUCAACAUCUUUAUAAAAACUGUGUUCUUUGGCCUUCAUUCUUUUACAUCUGUUAACAGGCAGGUGUUCCGGUAAUGACCUUUUAAAUCUUCUGAUUAAACAAAUUACUCAAUGAAUAUGUAAAUAAGUUUAUUUUUUUGCUUCUCAGUCUCUCAGUAUUUGCUCAUAUCAUUAGAUUAGAAAAGAAUCCAAAUUCACUGCCUUGUUUUUCUUCAAUGUAUAGUUUUCGUUUUUUUCAUGAAAUUCAUGGUACAGAUGCAAUAGCCCUGCACCUGAAUGAAAUAAAGUUCAAUCCAUCAACAUCAGAAAUAUGUGGAUUUCCUUUGAAGAACUCAGAGGUGAUACUGCUAGGAAGGGUAAAAAAUUUCAAGGUAAACCUUUGUCUUCCUGGUGGCUGGUACUCAAGUGGUUCCUAAGAGGGUUGAAAUAAUUUUAUGUUAGUCCUGCGGCUGGUGAACAUAUUUCAGCUCAAUUUCUAGUCUGGCUCUACUAAACUGAUCUGCCAUGAAAAAACAUCGGCUUUCUGCUACACAAAUAAUGGUGUUGGGAUUCCUUGAGCCAAGGUCUGUUAGGGCUUUCUCCUUAGUCCUUUGUGGCAAAUUCCAUAAGAAUUUCAGAGGAGUUCUAUGUUUCACUUUCUUUCUCAUUGCAAACUUUAAUCUUGCAAAAAUUUAAAUCUACAUUUUCCUUCUAUUUGGAAGAUAACAAAUAAAUAGGAUAUUUCUUAAGCUGUUAUCUUUUGUAAACCUAUAAAACAGAUUUGUUUCAUCUUAUUAAUCAAAAGUGCUGUUGGGGAAGAGGUGUUCUUUGAGUAUGUUUGAAAACUUCCCUUAAUCUUGAGACAGACUUUGAGAUCUGUUCAGCUUUUUGAAGAAGUUGAACCUGACUUUGAUUAAUAAAAUUGCUUGAAAAAUGAGCAAGAAAACACCAGUCUGUGACACUCCUUUGGGCAACUGGCCCUGGCAGGUGCUGAUGAUGAAGAGCUGCCUGCAGAAGAAACGUUCCGGUCACAGUUGUACUUGUGAGUGCCCUGUCUGGAGCUCUUCCCUUUGUGCAUAUGCAUUCAGGAUCAAUGAGACUGGAAAAAGCAAUAACUUUAGAAAUCAAGAUUAUUUGUAAGGACUUGGGUUCUUUUUGUAAUGACAAUGUUCAUUUGCUUUGUUGUCUGGAUGGGAAACAAAGCCCAGCAUUUGCUACCUAUCACAGCUUCAACUUGUGAGCUAAGGAAAAAAAACAGGAGAAAUUCUCAAACUUCUGCCUUAGCAAAUAAAUAUCUUCAGGUAUAGAUCCAAACAUACUAACCUUCAGAACAGCCAGGGAAGUUAAAAAAAUUCACCUUGCACCUGUUGUUUACUCCAUGAGAGCUGCAACUCACUUUGUAUUUAAACUCCCAUGUACUCAAGCGUUCUGAGGUCUGACUUUCUGAAGGAAAUCAGCCUAAUUUUGACACACUCUUUCACCUUGAAAGAUGCUUAGUGAAGGACACUCCUGAGAGUGACUGUGAUGUGAAACCAUGCACACAACAGUGAAUUUCCAUAGUCUUUGCUGAUCUGCUCCAGUGUCUUGCAAACCAAGACCACUGCAGAGUCCAGGGUGCCUGUGCCAGGAGCCCCUGUUGUGGCAGCUGCCCAUCUCUGAGAGAAGAGCAUGGGUUAGUACUGGCACUGUGACGAGCAGCUGGCCAAGGGCAGCUUUCAGGAACAGCUGCAGAACUUUCCACACGAGGCCAGCAGUUCUUCAGGUUCAUUAAGCCCUUGCAGAUCCGCACAGGUCUUGCCUAA
Hirundo rustica (Barn swallow) is the source of this 7429-nucleotide messenger RNA. RefSeq names its product non-SMC condensin II complex subunit G2 (gene NCAPG2). NCBI's taxonomy places the organism in Eukaryota, Metazoa, Chordata, Aves, Passeriformes, Hirundinidae. The coding region runs from base 290 to 3733 and encodes 1147 amino acids. The transcript is spliced from 28 exons. Gene Ontology annotation, biological process: mitotic sister chromatid segregation. Gene Ontology annotation, cellular component: nucleus; condensin complex. The record is from RefSeq and is a predicted model, not a curated record.